ACAGAUUUCAUUCAAAGAAAAACAUAAAUAAAUUCUCUACAAAAUCAAUCCGUGAAAAACCCCAAAUUCGAUCUCCAUGAUAAUUCCAAGAUUUUUCUUCAACAAUCUCAACCCAUUUUCCCUAACCAAAACCCGCACCAACCCAUUACUUCUCAUCAACAGAUUCAACAAACAAACCCUAAUCAAAUCACCCUUUUCAUCAAUCCCCAAAAUGGGUGACCCAAUUCGGAAACCCGCCGGCGUUUCAAUUCCGGCGGUGGAAUCCGCCGACCGGGCCGAACUAUACAGGGCCCUUGAAUCGUCUUUGGGCUCAUCAUUCAGUACUCAGCCCAUUAUCCCAACCCCAAGACCUCUGAUCAUUGUUAUAAGUGGGCCAAGUGGUGUGGGCAAAGACUGUUUGAUAAAAUGCCUGAGAGAAAAAAGAGAAAAUAUUCACUUUGUUGUUACUGCAACUAGUAGGGCAAUGAGAGCUGGUGAGGUUGAUGGGAAAGAUUAUUUCUUUAUGGGUAAAGAUGAUUUUUUAAAAAUGGUUGAAAAUGAUGAGUUUUUGGAGUAUGCGUUAGUUUACGGCGAGUAUAAAGGGAUACCGAAACGACAAAUUAGGGAUUAUAUGGCGAAAGGGUAUGAUAUCGUGUUGAGAGUUGAUAUACAAGGUGCGGCUACGUUGAGGAAAAUACUUGGUGAUUCGGCGGUUUUUGUGUUUUUAGUUGCAGAGAGUGAGAGUGAGUUAGUAAUGAGGUUAAUUGAUAGGAAAACGGAGAGUAAAGAGUCGUUGCUUGUGAGAGUUGCAACGGCUAAAGAGGAGUUGAGACAAAUGAAGAAUUUUGAUUAUGUUGUUGUGAAUGCUCAAGGGAAGUUGGAGAGUUGUGUGCAGAGGGUCGAGUCGAUUAUUGAUGCUGAAAAAGCUAAAGUUUUGCAGAGGAGGGCAGUUGUUUAGGUGGUUUGAUCUUUUUACCUUUUCGUGUGGUUCGUUACUUGUUAGUUUAAGUAGUAUGGUUAUCUGGUUAUUGAAGUAGUUAGACUUGGUAUGUAGAAUACUUUGUCAUUAAUUGUGAUACAAAGUUUGUUGCUUCUGGCAUGACUUUAUGGCAGGAUUUGUGCUUUUGUGAAUGCUAUAAAAAGUUCAUAUAUGAAUUUGACUUCAUUUUUAAGCCUUAA
This is a messenger RNA of Erigeron canadensis, 1158 nucleotides long. RefSeq names its product guanylate kinase 3, chloroplastic. Gene Ontology annotation, molecular function: GMP kinase activity. The transcript has a single exon. NCBI's taxonomy places the organism in Eukaryota, Viridiplantae, Streptophyta, Magnoliopsida, Asterales, Asteraceae. Gene Ontology annotation, cellular component: cytosol. Gene Ontology annotation, biological process: purine nucleotide metabolic process. Bases 77 to 937 code for a protein of 286 amino acids. The record is from RefSeq and is a predicted model, not a curated record.